AAAAAAUUGUCUUGAUGUUGCCUAAGGAGUAAGGAUAAGGCAUCCAACAAGUAUUACCCACUUUCUCAGGCCCCCAACACACAGCUCUCUCUAUCUUCACUCUCUCAACAUGACUUCUUUCCUAGGAAACAACUCACUGCAUACAUUUCUCAGCUCUUCUAAGCUGCCAAACUCUCAAAACUCAAAAUGCUUAAGAUACAAAGUCACCUAUGCAUCACUUCCAGCAAGAGACAAAACCAUAGACUUUGGAAAAUACAAGGGCAGAAUGCUAGGAACACUGCCCUCAACUUACUUAAAAUGGGUGUCCAGCAACCUUAGAGCCAGGGACUUUGAAGAGUGGGCUCAACUAGCUGAUCAAGUCCUCGAAGACCCGGUUUAUAAAGACCGUAUGGAGUGGGAGUCAGCUCAAAAACUCCUCAACGGCGAUGUUUUGAAUGUUAACUCUAAGCCUGAAGGUGUGGUUGCUGAGCUGCUAGAGGUGAGCCAGAGGUUUGGAUGGGAUAAUGAAGAUAAAGUUGGGUGGAGUAAGAUUGAUUUUCAGCUGCUUGGGACUUCUAAAGGUGGGAGAAUACCAAGGGUGAAGGAGAAGCGAGGUGAGGAGUUGGCAAGCAUGAAGAGAGUUGAGGUUGAAGAGCGCGAAAGAUGGAGGGACGAGAGGAGUGAAGGUGGCAGUGGCAAGGUUGGAGUAAGAGAGCGGCGAGAUGAGAGAAGAGACAGGUUGAGAAUGAAGAGAGGGAUGCUCAACAUGAAUAAGAAUAACAGGUUUGGCAAUGCAGUUGAGGAAGAGAAUGAAGGGAAUAAGUAUAGGAGGAACAAAGAGAGUUCUGAUUCAAAUGGUGCAGACGUUUACAGUCCAUUUCCUGGAAGAGAGACGCUAUUAAAUAAGGUUCUCAAUCGGAGAAGGGUUGUGUAGUUAUUUUUACUUCAGUCUGUUGUAUCAUGUAUGGAUGUUCAAAGUUCAAAUGAUAAAUUUUGACUGAGACAA
Molecule: messenger RNA, 985 nt
Organism: Beta vulgaris subsp. vulgaris (sugar beet)
Lineage: Eukaryota; Viridiplantae; Streptophyta; Magnoliopsida; Caryophyllales; Amaranthaceae
Exons: 1
Coding region: 110-913 (267 amino acids)
Cellular component (GO): plastid
Source: RefSeq, a predicted model, not a curated record